Sporothrix brasiliensis 5110 is the source of this 366-nucleotide messenger RNA. RefSeq names its product DNA-directed RNA polymerase II subunit RPB11. The record is from RefSeq and is a predicted model, not a curated record. Gene Ontology annotation, cellular component: RNA polymerase II, core complex. Gene Ontology annotation, molecular function: protein dimerization activity. The transcript is spliced from 4 exons. The coding region runs from base 1 to 366 and encodes 121 amino acids. NCBI's taxonomy places the organism in Eukaryota, Fungi, Ascomycota, Sordariomycetes, Ophiostomatales, Ophiostomataceae. Gene Ontology annotation, biological process: transcription by RNA polymerase II.
AUGAACGCUCCCGACAGAUUCGAGCUGUUCAUCCUCGCCGAUGGCGAGAAGAAGAUUUCCGAGACGCCGUUUGCCGGCAUGGCAAACACCUCGGACUUUUUGAUGAAGAAAGAGGACCACACGCUGGGCAACCUUCUUGCGGAGCAUCUGAAGAUGCAUCCCAAGGUCCUCAUGGCUGGUUAUAAGAAGGUCUUGCUCCGCGUCCAGACAGACGGCACCAUUACGCCCAAAGAGGCGAUUGUCGAGGUGUGCAAACAGCUGGUGGCAUCGCUCGGCCACCUGAGUCGCGAAUUCACGCGCGAGUACGAGCUGCGGCGUAUGGCUACGGUCGGCGAACAGCAACAGGGUGCGAAUGGAGGCUUGUGA